Messenger RNA from Mercurialis annua (annual mercury), 1044 nucleotides. RefSeq lists its product as uncharacterized. Lineage: Eukaryota; Viridiplantae; Streptophyta; Magnoliopsida; Malpighiales; Euphorbiaceae. The record is from RefSeq and is a predicted model, not a curated record. The transcript has 3 exons. Bases 1 to 1044 code for a protein of 347 amino acids.
AUGAUGAAAAAUGGGUUUGAGAUGAGCAUGAUGGGAGAGCUGAACUUUUUUCUGGGUCUUCAAAUCAAGCAAUGCAAAGAUGGGAUCUUCAUUACUCAGUCAAAAUAUGUCAAAGAACUUACCAAAAAAAUCAAAAUGACUGAAGCUAAAGUUACCGAGAUUCCAAUGAGUGCUACCUUCAAAUUUGAGAAAGAUGAGAAAGGUAAAUUUGUCGAUUGCAAGCUUUAUAGAGGUAUGAUUGGUUCAUUACUAUGCCUAACUGCUAUUCGUCCUGAUAUUCAUUUCAGUGUCUGUGUUUGUGCUAGAUUUCAAGCUGAUCCUAAAGAAUCUCAUAUUAUUGCUGUUAAAAGAAUUCUUAGGUAUCUUUUAAGUACUCAAGACCUAGGUCUUUGGUAUCCAAGAAAUAUUUCAUUUGAUCUUGUGGGGUAUUGUGAUGCUGAUUUUGCAAGCAGUAAAACUGAUAAAAAGAACACUUCAGGAGCAUGUCAAUUCUUAGGUCAUGCACUAAUCUCUUGGUUCAGCAAAAAGCAAACCUCCGUGGCCUUAUCCACAGCUGAAGCAGAGUAUAUAGCUGCUGGAAGCUGUGUUGCUCAAAUAAUCUGGAUGAAACAGGAGCUAGAGGACUACAAUCUAAGGUACACUAAGAUACCUAUUAUGUGUGAUAAGACAAGUGCCAUUAAUCUGACCAAGAACCCUAUCAUGCAUUCUAGAACCAAGCAUACAGAAAUUCGACAUCAUUUCAUCAGAGACCAUGUUCAAGCUAAUGAUAUUGAGCUAAUUUUUGUUCCAACUGAAAUACAACUUGUUGAUUUAAAUGAGGAAACUUUCUGCAGGAUCCUUGUUCAGUCAAGUAUAUCCCCUUCUGUUUCUAAAAGAGCCACCUGUUCUACCACUAAGUUUGAAACCUCAAAGAUCUCACCUGGUGAAAUAGGUUCUAAAGACAAACCUGAUAAUUAUCUACAUAAUCUUUUCAGUAUGGCUUUUUCUGCUAUAAGUCUUUUUAUUCUGACUGAUCUUACUUUAAAUCUUUUAUUGUCAAGAUAA